This is a messenger RNA of Daucus carota subsp. sativus, 1538 nucleotides long. Its product is annotated as hydroxyproline O-galactosyltransferase HPGT1-like. The record is from RefSeq and is a predicted model, not a curated record. Bases 180 to 1217 code for a protein of 345 amino acids. Lineage: Eukaryota; Viridiplantae; Streptophyta; Magnoliopsida; Apiales; Apiaceae. Gene Ontology annotation, molecular function: galactosyltransferase activity. Gene Ontology annotation, cellular component: Golgi membrane. The transcript is spliced from 12 exons.
GUUAAAACGUCCCAUUCAGUUACACACACACAAGCAUCAUUAUAAAUAUCUAUCUUAGUUAUUACUCUGCUGCUUCCAAAUAAUCUCUCCAUCAAUUCAUCGAUUUCUCCAACAAAACAGAUCGUAAAAAGCUCAAUUUCCCCUUCUUAAUUCGACAUUAAAACGACGUCGCCGGAGAAAUGCAAAGCCGGGGAUCCAGUAACCGGCUAUCAUCAUCAUCUUCCUCCACUUUCCGAUCACCAAUUUCCACACUAAUGCUCUCUAUGUUAGCUACCAUGGCCUCCUUUUACGUCGCUGGAAGAUUAUGGCAAGAUGCGGAGAACAGGGUAUAUGUGAUUAAGGAGCUAGAUCGAAGAGUUGGGAAGGGGAACUCUGCAGUAUCAGUCGAUGAUACAUUAAAGAUAAUAGAAUGCAGGGAAAAACAGAAAAAACUAGAUGCACUUGAGCUGGAGCUUGAUAGGGCUAAAGAUAAAGGGUUUAUUGCAAAUCAAUUGUCAGUAAAAAGUGGAACUAAUAAGAAGAAACGGCUUCUAGCUGUUAUAGGGAUCAUUACAAGGUUUGGCCGCAAGAAAAAUCGAGAUGCAAUACGCAGGGCAUGGAUGUCUACUGGUGCAGCUCUAAAAAAAUUGGAGGAUGAAAAGGGCAUAAUUAUACGAUUUGUGAUUGGAAGAAGUCCAAACAAAGGCGACCGUUUGGAGAAGGAAAUCGAGGAAGAAAAUAAGCAGACCAAUGACAUCAUUAUACUUAAAGAUUAUGUGGAGACUCCAGAAGAGAUUCCGAAUAAACCAAAAAUGUUCUUUAUUCACGCAGCGGAGCACUGGGAUGCAGAAUUCUAUGUCAAAGUCAAUGAUGAUAUUUAUGUUAAUAUUGAUCCCCUUGGAACAGUGCUUGCUAAUCAGUUGGAUAAACCUCGUGUUUAUAUUGGAUGCAUGAAAUCAGGCGAAGUUUUCGCUGAACAGACUAACAGAUGGUACGAACCGGACUGGUGGAAAUUUGGAGAUGGGAAAUCAUACUUUCGGCAUGCCUCCGGCGAGAUGUUUGCAAUAUCUCGAGCAUUGGCUCAUUUCAUCCUAAUUAACAGAUCAAUUCUGCGUUCAUAUGCGCAUGAUGAUGUCACUGUUGGAUCAUGGUUCAUUGGUCUUGAUGUAAAGCAUGCUAAUGAAAAGAAAUUUUGCUGCUCUCAGCGUUCAUCAGGGGCUGUAUGUGCGGCUGCAUGAUCCAGCAGAUAUUCUUAACAUAUAUGUGACCUACCCAUGUGGUAACAGAUGCCUACUUUACCUGCACGAAUACAGAUUCUCGUUGGCUACAAAUUACUGAGCUUAUGAUCUUUUUUCUGAUUAUGUGCACGAGAAGUUCAAAACUAGUUGGCAAGAGCUCAGAGGCUGGUGUAUAUGUUGAACCCUGAUAUUUUAGUUUCUGGAAGUGGGGUAUGAUUCUUUUCAGUGUACUUUGUACAUUGUACUUUAAUUGGUUACAAGAUUUUCUUAGAGACAUUGCAUCCUUCCUUUGAUGGUAUAUAUUGCCUCCAUUCUUUGCUU